AUGAAAAGGGAAAAAAGGGAAGAGGGCUCAAACUCCAUAGACAAGAUAUCAGAGUUACCACAAGAUAUCUUGCAGCGAAUACUUUAUUGGCUGUCCCAAGAAGAUGCUGUCCGAACCUCUGUGUUGUCCAAAUCAUGGCGUAAUAUUUGGUGCACUCGCCCUAAUCUCAACUUUUCCGACGCCACUUUUAAAGGAAACAUGCAUCAAUUUCUCUCCGUUGUGAACACCGCUUUACAACUGUAUUGUGAUCAAAGACUGUGUGUGGAUGAAUUUCAUGUUUGUAUGUCGGUAUUCAGUUUCGACUGUGCAUCUGUUUCUCUUGUUGAAGAAUGGGUUCGAAUACUCACUAGCAUGUGCGUGAAGAAGUUUUGUCUUUGUAAUCUUCCGAAACGUAGUAUAGUAGAAGAACUGCCGUCUGUAGUCUUUGGAGCCGAAUCACUUCAAGAUUUGCAUUUGGCAGGAUUCGUGUUGCACCGAGAGGCUAUUGAAAGGAUGGUACUUUUCAAGAAUCUAACAUCACUUAGUCUCCAACGAGUCUCGAUUGAGGAGGGGAUUUUCGAGAAGAUAAUCUCAUGUUGUCCUUUGAUUGAAACUUUGGAUAUCAAAGUAUCUUCAGUGUUAAGAAAAAUUAUCGUCAAGAAUCUUUACAAUCUCAAGUACUUUUCUUUUUCAGACGAUGUAUAUCGUCCGGCCUCUUUUGAGAAGGAACUUUGUACGAUCGAAAUCCACACCCCAUCUCCUGAAACCAUCUGUAUCAGUGAAGGCAAUGUUUGGUUCCACAAAGGACCGGAUUUUUUUCGCAAUCUCAAGUAUUUAAGUUUGUGCGGUGUUAAAUCUUCAUUGGAACACUUGUCGUCGUGUAAAUUCCCAAGCCUCAAGUUCUUGUAUCUUGCGAAUUGUGACGGACUGAAAGGAAUCAAGCUAUUUAUUGAUGCCCCAAAUAUAAUCUAUUUUGGAUAUGAUGGAGACUUUAUCCCAUCCAUCUCUUUUGCAACUGUUACUUCCACCGAAUGGAUUUCGGAUAUUCAUCUAACAUGUGAGCUUUCGGACGAUGCUUCUUCGUGGUUCAUCAAGCUUCAUGAACUGCUCAAGUCAAUAAGCCAAUCAAAGAUUUCUCUGCAUUUUGAUCGUUAUUCUUUGAAUGCUGAUAGGGACGGAAUUCGAGAAAACAUUAAUAUGGUACAAGACAUUAAUGGUGGUAAUAAACAUGCGUCAGUUGUGGUGGAGAAAUUCAAGUUCAAUUGGCUCCCUUUAUCUUUGAUUUCAUCUAUUUUAAAUGGUGUGUUUAGUAUUUGUCGUCCAAGAAACAUCGAAGACUUCCUCUGCGGCGGCAAAGGGGAGAUGAAAAGGAUCGAGCGUCUGUGGAAGAUUCUAACCGAGAGAAAAAUUACAAAGGAAGAUCGGUUUUGGUUUCGAGAUUUGGAAGAAGUGAGAAUGGAGAUUUCUGACUAUAAUCAAAAAGAAUGGCGUCCAACAACUCUGUCUGAAUUGCCAGAGUACAAUGACAACAAUCGAGCAAUGAGUUUGCUGAAAUUGCGAGACUAUCGCGAAUAUAAUCCAAAUGAUCCAUGGCAUUGGGAUCCCAUGAGUUUAUCCAGAAGGCUAAACGAAAAUCAAAGAGAAUCUAAUAGUAUUCGGUUUGCAUUGAAAUGGAGAUAA
Erythranthe guttata (spotted monkey flower) is the source of this 1659-nucleotide messenger RNA. NCBI's taxonomy places the organism in Eukaryota, Viridiplantae, Streptophyta, Magnoliopsida, Lamiales, Phrymaceae. The record is from RefSeq and is a predicted model, not a curated record.